Molecule: messenger RNA, 744 nt
Organism: Prorocentrum cordatum
Lineage: Eukaryota; Dinophyceae; Prorocentrales; Prorocentraceae
Source: the annotation of a GenBank genome assembly
AUGGUGGAGCUGAAGUAUCUGUGGGAGACCUUCAGUGGCCCGCAAGGCAGCUUCGUCUCCGUCGGCCACCUCGCAGGCUUCCGGGCGAGGGUCCGCGAGGAGCUCGCCGGCCUCAGGCCGCGGGACUCCGUCCAGUACGGCCCUGGCCCCGUGGAGGCGACCGCGCGGGGAGGUGACUGCGCGAUGCUGUCCUUUGUCGGACCAGGCCUGCCGGCGCUCGUCCUGAGCGUCGUGCGCCAGGCGGCGGACAGGCUGCCGGACUUCGAGGCCUCGGAGUCCAGCGAGGGCGGGGCCCCGAGCAUCGCCGUCGCGCGGAGGGCGGCCCCGGAGGCCUCGGAGGCCGACGGCGCGAGCGACGCCGAGGCCACGGGCCUGCUGGUGUCGGGCACGCUGACCGACGGCGACGUGAACGAGAAGGCCGCCCGCAUCUUCAAGGCCUACGCCGCGGGCACGAGCCUGAAGACGACCAUCCUGCGGAAGACGGAUCUGGGCAAGUUCAUGAAAGACGUCGAGACGGUGACCCUGAAGACAAAGAGGACGCGGAAGAUGGAAGUGACGUUCGAGAAUGUCGAGAUCAUCUUCGACGACACCCUCGAGCUUCAGGUGGACAUGGGCAGCCGCUUCACCUACGGUCUGACGCUGGAGUUCUUCCGAGUCUUCCUGAGCAAGGCCUCGCAGUUGUAUGGCUGGACGCUGGUUAACUUGUUGACCGCGUUGCUGAGUUUCUUCGACCGUCCAGGCUGA